Messenger RNA from Saccostrea echinata, 925 nucleotides. Its product is annotated as protein BCCIP homolog. The record is from RefSeq and is a predicted model, not a curated record. The transcript has 7 exons. NCBI's taxonomy places the organism in Eukaryota, Metazoa, Mollusca, Bivalvia, Ostreida, Ostreidae. Bases 38 to 892 code for a protein of 284 amino acids. Gene Ontology annotation, cellular component: nucleus.
AAAGCACGUUAGACUGAGUUUGUCAGAAAAAAAAGAAAUGGCUUCUAAAAAGAAAAGAGUUGGAGAAUUAGAUACGGCUGAAAAAAUGUCAGACCCAAGUGAUGGGGAAAAUAUGGACGAGGAGACUGAAAUGGAGGUGAACGAGGAGAUACAGGUUGACUUUGAGGCCAGAGUUCCCGAGGGAAGUGAUUUUCAUGGCAUCAGAACCCUUCUACAGCAGCUAUUUUUGAAAGCCAACAUCAACUUGUCAGAAAUGGCAGACAUCAUUAUAUCACAGGGACAAGUUGGAAGUGUCGUCAAGCAAUCCUAUGUACCUGAAGAAGAUGAUGAUGAAGAGGAGAUGGCAGAAGAUGAUCCAGUCUUAGCAGUUACUUCAGUCAUCAACAUCACUGAUAAAAAGGACAUGGAAUGUGUGAAACAGGUACGGUCAAUGCUGAUUGACCAAUGUCAGAAGUGUGGAGGAGAUCCAAAAUUCAGCAAGGUCCUGAAUGACAGUGACCACCAUGUAGGCCUUCUGGUCAGUGAGCGAUACAUCAACAUCCCUCCACAAAUAUCAGUCCCAAUGUUUGAUUCAUUGCUAAAAGAAGUGGAAAAGUGUAAAAAUAAGAAGAUGAAGUAUGACUUUUCGUAUUAUAUCCUUCUGUGUAAGACAUACCGACAAAAGGGUCAGAAAAAUAGUCCCCUGUUCUUCACCAACGCAGAGGAGGAAUAUCUACAGGAGGUGAGUGAAGCAAAAUUUCAGUAUUCAGUUCAGGCAGACAGAGACACGGUUGUGACAGGAACUUGGGACUCGGAGGACCAGUUUGAGGCGUUCAGGACCGUACUGCUUAUCCCUGCAGAUAAGCUGAAGCAGGGGGUGGAGAAAAUAAAAACUGAGCUAGCCACAACUUGAUGUGAAAAUUGGAAAAUAAAUUUUUUUAUUUCU